Molecule: messenger RNA, 2397 nt
Organism: Anopheles marshallii
Lineage: Eukaryota; Metazoa; Arthropoda; Insecta; Diptera; Culicidae
Product: transducin beta-like protein 3
Exons: 2
Coding region: 1-2397 (798 amino acids)
Biological process (GO): endonucleolytic cleavage to generate mature 5'-end of SSU-rRNA from (SSU-rRNA, 5.8S rRNA, LSU-rRNA); endonucleolytic cleavage in 5'-ETS of tricistronic rRNA transcript (SSU-rRNA, 5.8S rRNA, LSU-rRNA)
Cellular component (GO): nucleolus; 90S preribosome; small-subunit processome
Molecular function (GO): U3 snoRNA binding; protein binding
Source: RefSeq, a predicted model, not a curated record
AUGAAUACGAAAGUGAAACUAAAAGAAGUGUACGAAAUCAAACAACAGUACAAAGCGUUCUACACCGGCGGUACAGUGGCGUGGAAGUCCGAUGGACAGCAAUUUUUUUGCCAAAACAAUGGUACCAUAAGUAUUGUAUCGAUAGAUAACCUGCACGAACCGGCUACACUUGGUGAAGUACAAACGGACAGCGAAAUUACUGAGGAUGUCAUCUAUACGUUCGCCAUUGGCAACACCGGAGCCAGCAUCGUGUCCGGCCAUCGUUCCGGGUUGCUUAAGAUGUGGGAUGCUGAAACGCAUACAGUUAAGAAAAUGUGGAAAACCAUGCACCAAGGUCCAAUUUCGCGAUUGGUCUUUAAUCCAUCCGACAGUGUGAUUGCUAGUGGAGGUGCUGAUUCAACAAUUCGCCUAUGGGAUCCCACGGAACAGGUGUGUCAUGGAACGCUGCGUGGCUGCGAAGGGAUGAUAAACGUGAUCGUGUUCCAUCCAGACGCGGACAGCAAAAUCUUGGUUGCAGUCGGUGACGAUACGAAGAUUCGCGCCUGGAACUAUGAGUCGCGCAAGUUGAUCAAAACGUUCGAAGGACACUUUUCGCGCGUAACGGGUGUAUCGUUUACCGAGGAUCGAACGCACAUCGUUUCAUCGGGCAGAGAUAAAAUUCUCAUUCUGUGGAAUUACGAUACGCAGCAAGCGGUUAAGACGAUCCCAGUUUACGAAGCGCUUGAGUCGGUCGUUGUUCUACCGACCGGUAUAAAGAUUGCAGGCAUUAAACUGAAGAAAGACAAAAUUUAUGCCGCGUGCGGAGGAGAAGAUGGUCUGGUAAAGGUGUGGGAAAUGACUAAAGCAAAAAUAAUUUACAAGCAAUCGAAUAGUCUCGUAGCGAAAGCGUCCGAAGAAGGCGGAUUGGCAAUAACUCAUCUGUUCUACAGUCAAUCCCUCGGUCGGAUGGCCGUAGUGUCAGCAGAUCAUAACAUUUUUGUGCAUGGUUGCGAAAGCUUCGAAUGUGUUAACCAGCUGUCUGGGUUCAGCGAUGAAAUCCUGGAUUUGGUACUGCUCGGAAAACAGGAUCGAUACCUCGCGAUGGCUACGAACAGUAGCGACUUCAAAGUGUACGACACUACCACAAUGAACUGUCAGCUGGUAAAGGGUCACACAGACAUUGUACUAUCGCUGGCCGCUAACGAUCGGUAUCUGCUGUCCUCGUCGAAAGAUCAUUCGAUCCGGUUGUGGAGUUUUAGCGAAGAACCGUUUACUAUUCGCUGUGUCGCAAUUGGACUCAAACACACGAACGUGGUUGGAUGCGUUACACUGAGCAAGCAUGCUGGUAAUCUGUGUGCCAGUGUCAGUCAGGACCGUUGUUUAAAGACGUGGAAAAUUCCUAAAAAGUUCAACCAAGAACCAGAAGACGAACUACCCCGGCUGCAGUGCGCGCUGACCGAGCUGGCCCACGAGAAAGACAUCAAUUGCGUGUGUAUUUCACCAAACGAUCGUUUGAUAGCGACGGGGUCGCAGGACAAAACAGCAAAACUGUGGGAUGCAAGCGAUCUUAGCGUGGUUGGCGUAUUCCGGGGCCACACGCGCGGAAUUUGGGCGGUGCGGUUUUCUCCGGUAGAUCAAAUUCUGCUCACCAACGCGGCUGAUUGUUGCAUCAAGCUGUGGUCACUGGAAGACAUGACCUGUCUGAAGACGUUCGAAGGGCACGACAGUUCGGUGCUGCGCGUUGAAUUCCUUACCAACGGCAUGCAGCUACUAUCGGCCGGCGCCGACGGGCUGUUGAAACUAUGGUCGAUCAAAACUUCCGAAUGUUUGCAGACACUUGACCGACACGAAAAUCGUAUCUGGGCGUUAUGUGUGACGCGCAACGAAAGCGCGUUCUACAGCGGUGGUUCAGAUUCCCAGCUCAUCCAGUGGCAGGAUGUUACCGAAAGCAAACGCCAGCAGGAACUAGACCAACGCAAAGAGACACUCCUACAGGAGCAGGAACUCAGCAACCUGCUAAGCGAACGAAAGCUUCUGAAAGCGUUGCGCCUUUCGCUAAACCUCGAUCGACCACUGAACACGCUAAAGAUCGUGAACGAGGUAAUCAAAACGCAGGAGCAUGGUUUGGAGGAAACGGUCCGCAAGUUGUCCAACGAUCACAAGGAACGACUGCUACGGCAUGCGAUCGAGUGGAACACGAACAGCAAAAAUUGCCGACCCGCACAGCUAGCGUUGCACGUUCUGCUGCAGGAAGCGCUCGCUGGACGGUUUCAGGUGAGCGAACUUAACAAACACCUCGAGGCCUCGCUCCCGUACACUGAGCGACACUUCAAGCGACUCACCGAGUACAUGAAAGAUCUAAAGUUUGUCGAGUAUUCGCUAAACUGCAUGCAACCUCAUGCUGCCAAGAUGGAUUAA